AUGAAUACAAUCACACAAAUCGUUGACAAUUCACAUCAGUUGGUCGUUCAACCAGUACCGUUACGACUGUAUUCAUCUGUCUGUAUAGAUGGCUCGACUCUUUGUCAGCUUUAUGCCUCCCAUACCAUAGCCAGUUCUUCGCUCAACUUACCUCUCAUUACCACACCUGCGGUUGCUGGGUUUUCCCAUUUGAUGGUUCUUCCGGAAAAAAGAAGCACAAGCAGCUCGUACAGUCCAGCAAGUUAUAUCCCAUCACUUCUGGUCUCACGUCAUGCGUCUGAUUCUUCAGUGAACCAAUCUUGGUUACAACACUACUUGGACGCUGCUAAUCUAGUUGAUUCCGCCUAUUCUAUAAAUGACGCCUUUAUUCCAAGUGUGUGCGAUGUCUGCAGAGACCGCUUAUUUGGGACGCACUUUGGUGUAUCUGCAUGUGAAGGGCAGGAUCCACCAGGCAUUUUCACACCUCGAAUUGGCGAUAGAUCGCUUGAAAUUUUCGUGCCGCAUUAG
This is a messenger RNA of Necator americanus (New World hookworm), 507 nucleotides long. RefSeq lists its product as uncharacterized. The record is from RefSeq and is a predicted model, not a curated record. The transcript is spliced from 5 exons. Gene Ontology annotation, molecular function: DNA-binding transcription factor activity; zinc ion binding; sequence-specific DNA binding. Gene Ontology annotation, biological process: regulation of DNA-templated transcription. The coding region runs from base 1 to 507 and encodes 168 amino acids. NCBI's taxonomy places the organism in Eukaryota, Metazoa, Nematoda, Chromadorea, Rhabditida, Ancylostomatidae.